CACGUCACGGGAUGCCCACUUCCUGGUUCACGACAGUGUCGUAAAUUGUUAAUAGACCGUAAACAUGGCAAGCUUGGCAGAUGUCGGCUGGAAGCUGCUGGAGUUUAAAGCCAGAUCUAAACGUUCAGAGCUUCAGUAGUGCUGUAGUGUGAUAGCAUUCGGCUUGCGAGCAAAAUGGCCAGCUCUGCCUGCAAGCGUUCCCGUUUCCAACACAGACUCAACAGACACGGAUCCAUUUAUGAACCUCUCAAGCUGUCCAUCCUGCACCCCGAGGAUGAGCCUCUGUGGGAGAAACUGGACCGGUUCUACAGCGCAGUGAAGUGCACUAUUCUGAACUAUCAGAGCCCCACCACGGGUCUGUUUCCUGUAAAGACCUGCUCCGACUGUAAAGAAGCCAAAGUGCGAGAUUCACUUUACUGUGCUGCCAGUGCCUGGGCUCUGGCUCUCGCUUAUAGACGCAUUGAUGAUGAUAUGGGCCGCACACACGAGCUUGAACAUUCUGCCAUUAAGUGCAUGCGGGGAAUUCUCUACUGCUACAUGCGCCAGGCCGACAAGGUGGAGAAGUUUAAGCAGGACCCGAGCCCGUUCACAUGUCUCCACUCCGUGUUCAACGUUCAUACAGGAGAUGAGAUUUACUCUUAUAAACAGUACAAUCACCUGCAGAUUGACGCCGUGUCUCUCUUCCUGCUCUACCUGGUGGAAAUGAUUUGCUCCGGGCUGCAGAUCAUCUACAACACUGAUGAGGUGUCCUUCAUCCAGAACCUCGUGUUUUGUGUAGAGAGAGCGUACCGCGUCCCGGACUUCGGCAUGUGGGAGAGAGGAAGUAAAUACAACAACGGAAGCACAGAGCUGCACUCCAGUUCUGUGGGACUCGCCAAAGCAGCUCUCGAGGCCAUCAAUGGAUUCAACCUGUUUGGAAAUCAGGGAUGCUCCUGGUCUGUGAUAUUUGUGGAUUUGGAUGCUCACAACCGCAACAGACAGACGCUGUGUUCCCUCCUACCCCGAGAGUCCCGUUCUCAUAACACGGACGCGGCCCUGUUGCCCUGUAUCAGCUACCCGGCGUUCGCGGUGGACGACGACGCACUUUACAGCCAGACGCUGGACAAAAUCGUCCGCAAGCUUAAAGGCAAAUACGGCUUCAAACGAUUCCUGAGGGACGGAUACAGGACGGCGAACGAGGACAAGAACCGCAGAUACUACGGUACUGCUGAGAUGAAGCUCUUUGACGGGAUCGAGUGUGAGUUUCCCAUGUUCUUCAUCUACAUGAUGAUCGAUGGUGUGUUCAGAGGAAACACGGCUCAGGUGAAAGAGUACGAAGAACUCCUGCAGGCCAUCAUUUUUCAGUCUUAUGAAGGUCAUGCCGUCAUUCCAAAGUACUACCACGUGCCGGCGGAUUUUGUGGAGGCGGAGCAGAAGAAACACGGCAGCCAGAAACGUUUCCCGAGCAACUCGGGUCGUGACGGGAUGCUGUUCCUGUGGGGUCAGGCGCUGUACAACAUCGCCAAGCUGCUGGUGGACGGUCUGAUCAGCCCCAAAGACAUCGACCCCAUCCACCGCCACGUACCACGUCAGGACCAGAGGAACGUUAGCAUGAGAUACUCCAACCAGGGUCCCAUUGAGAAUGAUGUGGUGAUCCAUGUGGCUCUUAUCGCCGAGAGUCAGAGGUUGCAGGUCUUCUUGAACACGUACGGUAUUCAGACUCAGACUCCUCAGCAGGUGGAACCCAUACAGAUUUGGCCUCAGCAGGAGCUUGUGAAGGCGUAUCGUUUCUUGGCCAUCAAUAAGAAACUCGGUCUAAGUGGACGUCCAGAGAGACCGGUGGGCUGCAUCGGGACCUGUAAGAUUUAUCGCAUCCUGGGGAAGACGGUGGUGUGUUACCCCAUCGUUUUUGACCUCAGCGACUUCUACCUGUCUCAGGAUGUCAUGCUGCUGAUCGAUGACAUCAAGAACGCCCUACAGUUCAUUAAGCAGUGCUGGAAGAUGCAGGGUCGCCCGCUGUUCCUCGUUCUCAUCAGAGAAGAUAACAUCAGGGGGAGCCGCUUCAACCCCGUCCUGGACAUGCUGGCCUCGUUCAAGAAGGGCAACAUCGGAGGGGUCAAAGUUCACGUCGAUAGGCUUCAGACUCUGAUCUCCGGAGCCGUGGUUGAGCAGCUGGAUUUUCUGCGUGUCAACGAGGCAGAGAUUCCUGAGUUUAAGAGCUUCGAGGAGCUUGAGCUGCCCAAACACUCGAAGGUGAAGCGGCAGACGAGCACGCCGAACGCCACGGACCUGGAGCAGCAGCCCGAGAUCGACAUCGACGAGUGGAGGAACAAACCCACGCACGAGAUCCUGCAGAAGUUCAACGACUGUGGCUGUCUCGCCAGCCAGGCGCAGCUCGCCAGUAUUCUCCUGAAGAAAGAAGGUCCAGACUUCUUCAGCAGAGACGAGUACCUGAACGCCGAGUUGGAGCGGAUCUACAGGAGGGCAGGCAGCAGGAAACUCUGGUCCGUUGUACGUCUCGCUGCCAGUCUCUUAACUAAGCUAGUGGACAGCCUUGCUCCAAGUAUUACUAGCAUUUUAGUGCAUGGCAAGCAGGUGACUCUGGGUCUUUUUGGACACGAGGAGGAGGUGAUUUCUAACCCGCUGUCUCCGGCCGUCAUUAAGGACAUUAUUUACAGGAAGUGCAGUCCUCACGGCGAGCGAGAGGCCGUGCUGCAGCAGGAGCUCGUCAUCCACAUCGGCUGGAUCAUCUCUAACAGCCCCGAGCUGUUCAGCGGCAUGCUCAAGAUCCGCAUCGGGUGGAUCAUCCAGGCCAUGAAACACGAGCUGAAGAUUCGUGCAGGAGACAUGCCGCCUCAGGACAUCUACCAAAUGUCACCUAGUGAUGUCAAACAGCUGCUGUUGGACGUUCUUCAACCUCAACAGACCGGCAGGUCGUGGCUGAAUCGGCGUCAGAUUGAUGGAUCUCUGAAUCGUACACCGCUCGGGUUUUACGAUCGUGUUUGGCAGAUUCUGGAGCGGACGAGUAACGGCAUCGUGGUGGGAGGUCUUCACCUGCCUCAGCAACCCACUCUGUCUGAUAUGACCAUGUACGAGAUGAACUUCUCCCUGCUGGUGGAGCACACGCUGAAGAACAUCGUGCUGCCCGAAUACAGACAGAUCAUUGUGGAGCUCCUGAUGGUGGUGUCUCUGGUGCUGGAGAGAAAUCCCGAGCUGGAGUUUCAGGAGAAGGUGGAUCUGGAUCACCUGGUGAGAGAAGCCUUCAGUGAUUUCCAGAGGGAUCACGAACGAGCCAAUCUGGCUCAGAGUCAGAUGGAGAUGGAGGCGUUCUAUAACACUCCUCCACUGGGGAAGAAAGGAACCUCCAGCUAUCUGACUAAAGCUGUGAUGAUCCAGCUGCUGCAGGGGGAAGUGAAGCCCUGCAAGGACGACCCCUGCUCCGUCAGCUGAACACACUUUCCUUUUUAUCUUUUCUCUCUCUCUCUCUCUCUCUCUCUCUCUGUGUGUAUGUUCCUUCUCUCAGUCCAUCCUUCUGUCUUUAACAUUUUUAUUUUUAGCGUCUAGAGCGUACUCAACCUUUGCACUUCCUCUUGUACAUUUUUAAACUGCACUGUUACACUGAUUUUUUAAAAACCGGAGAGCUCAGUUCACCUCCUGACCCUCUCAUCCCACACCUUCCUCAUUUUCUCAGUUUCUCUUUAGUUUACGCCACAUAAUGCUUUAGUUUUUCGAUUUGGCCUCUGAUGACCCAGUUUACAAGUCACACCGUUAAAAAAAAAUCGGUUAUACAACAUAGUGCUAUUAUUAUUGUGAGCAAAAUAUUAUCAGUAAGCUCCAUGAUAAGCAGGAUUUUAGGCAGCGCGUGUCGCAGAAUGUAAUUUUGUCUCGUUCACAGCACCAUACGGAGAUAAGCUCCGCCCACUUGACAUGAUAGAUGCAAUUCCAUUGGCUCAUAUUUCCAACAUGGCUCUGGUGCUAUUUAGGCAACGGUCACUCAGCAUCAGACGGUAAAGAUAUUUACAUUCAUUCUAAAAUAAAUUUUAAGCGAUAGCUAGGAAACAAAACCGAACCAGCAAUCGGGUGUUAAAUACUCCAGCUAGCGAACUAGCAUCACACCAAGGGGUUGCCAUCACUACAUAAAGUUUAAACUAUUAAACUAAAUAAAGUCUGAGGCAUCUCCGCGGGAACUAAACAUUAUUUACACGAGCUAGAAAGCUCGACGUCAAGGUUUUUUAGUAAAGCCGACGUCGGUUUUAAUGGCUAUUUGCAGUUAAAAUAAUUUAUUUAUAUGAAAUAUUGUGAUAAGAUCGUAGCAUGAGAUCAAGGGUAAUAUAUUCUUAGUGAUAGUUUUAUUUCUACACACUUUAUACACACUCAAACUGAUGUUUCUCAUAUCGAUUGUAUUAAUUCUGCUCUGGUCUGCUGUCGCUAGUUUAUUGUUUUACUCUCAGUGUGUGUUUGCAGUACAGCUAGCAUCAGAGUCAGAUAGAGAGCAUGUUAGCAUUACUGUGGUUGAAAAUGCGAAAAGUAGAAUCAGGUCAAUCCAAGCGCGUAGGCUAGUUAGCUAGCUAACGUUAACCAAUAACACAGAAUAAAGCUAACGCGUAACCCUAAAGAGUUAGCUGAUCCCACCCACUGAGGGUGAGUGACAGGUGAGCUUACCAUGAAUUAAAACAGCCAAGCAAUUAAUGUGCAAAUAUUUUAUUUUAUUGUUAUUAUUAUUAAAAGAAUUCCAGAAUUUUACAAAUUAAAUGUAAGAGUACAACAGGACAGCAAUUCAAAACAUAAGGGAAAAUAAACGCAAAUAAAAUUUGAAAGUUAUUUUUCGAUGUAAUUUUGGAUAAUUACAUGGCAUUCAGAUUUUUAACCUUAACCGUUACUAUUUGCGUGUUUAUGUUACGUGUGAUAAUGAAAAGAAGCAUCGUAAAACCGAACACUCUGAAUGUCUUUAGUGUGCUGCUGUAAGUUACACUGAGUUAUUUUGUAAAAUUAUCAUUAUUCAUUUAUGGCAGAUGUAUAAUUUUGGCUCGUUUGAUUCACCAUAUGUAGUUCCACACUUACAUCAGCCUAAAAAAAAAAAACUAAACACUGUGAACAGUUUUCUGCCUCCUGGUGGAAAUUUCCGUGCGUCUCACUUCUCUCUGCAUGUGGAUUUUUUGUUGCAUGAUGGCAUUUCAGUGGUCAGAUGGAAUGAUGAGAUGUCUGAAGUUCAGCACUUAAUCUUGGUAAAAUAUAAAAGGUUAUUCUACAAUUUUAUGUUUAAAAGGAUUUUCGCCGCUUUAGCUGACCUUUCCUAGUCCUAAAGUGCCGCUGAAAUGUAUUAAAGCUGUGUGUUGAAUUGUUUUGUGUGUGUGUGUGUGUGUGUGUGUGUGUGUGUGUGUGUUUUCUCCCUGAAGAUGUUUUACAGACCCUUAAGUAUAGAAAUGAAAUAAAUGCUAAUCUGAAGUGCA
This is a messenger RNA of Pangasianodon hypophthalmus (striped catfish), 5429 nucleotides long. It is a transcript of the gene phkb, whose product is annotated as phosphorylase kinase, beta. The record is from RefSeq and is a predicted model, not a curated record. Gene Ontology annotation, molecular function: calmodulin binding. The transcript has 32 exons. Gene Ontology annotation, cellular component: phosphorylase kinase complex. Bases 175 to 3429 code for a protein of 1084 amino acids. Gene Ontology annotation, biological process: glycogen metabolic process. Lineage: Eukaryota; Metazoa; Chordata; Actinopteri; Siluriformes; Pangasiidae.